This is a messenger RNA of Penicillium antarcticum, 423 nucleotides long. RefSeq names its product bZIP transcription factor. Gene Ontology annotation, biological process: regulation of DNA-templated transcription. The coding region runs from base 1 to 423 and encodes 140 amino acids. The transcript is spliced from 2 exons. The record is from RefSeq and is a predicted model, not a curated record. Gene Ontology annotation, molecular function: DNA-binding transcription factor activity. NCBI's taxonomy places the organism in Eukaryota, Fungi, Ascomycota, Eurotiomycetes, Eurotiales, Aspergillaceae.
AUGGGCCAGUCCACACAGGAUGACAGACAUACACAGCUGACGAAUCUGAGAAGUGCUGCAUACACACUCAUAACUGUGCAGAAACGUCGUGAACAGCUUCGCAUAUCCCAAAAGGCCUAUCGCAACCGAAAACGAGGCGAAUACAACCGAUUACAAAAGCGUGUGGAUGAGCUGGAAAAUGGAGUUCAAGAAAUCAAUGAUGCUUUCCUCGACAUCAGUAAACUAUUACUGGACACGAAUGCGAUCCAAACUCGUCCUUACUUGGCUUCGGCUUUGCGAGAAGUGACUCGACAAUGCCUAUCGCUAGCGGAGCUUGUACAGACUCCCACAUCGGCUUCCUCUCAAGACUCCACCGAAAAUGCUUCCAAUCAUUCCGAUUGUGUACAUCUUAAUGAUUCAGCCGACCAUCCUGAUGCAGGAUAG